UCGUCGCUGUUUCGCUCACCACACCGCUUUAUGUCUAGCCUUAGUCAGUAUUUUCAUGAAAUUUAAUUUCACUCAAUCAAAACAAAUACAACAAACGGGUAACUCGUGUAACGUGUCCGAAGCGCAGUUCACCUACAAAAUAAUUAUCUGCGCGCUUGCGAUUCGUUAUCAGUUCUAAUAAAAACAAACGGCGCAUCAAACAGCGCACACAGUGCAAAAAGCAAGCUUCUCAGCGUCGCAUUUGUCAAAACCGCUCCGUGCCGAUUCAUUGUUUCGCGCUUGCACAACAACCCGUUCGUGCGCCACAACAGCUGUUUCCCGUUAGUUUGUGUUCGAACGUACGCCGAAGCGUCCGACGGGCUUUUUCGCGCGAAGUGCUCGUAAGAGAAAAAUUGCACAAAGCAGAAGUGCAAAAAAUACUAUAAAGUGACUGUAAAAAUAGAAAAAAAAAUAACAAAAAUAAUGACGUUUUUAUCACUUUGGAUACCAGUGUAUCUCUUCGUUGCCGCCGCAACGCUGCUCUUUUUGUGGUAUCGCAAGGGGCUCAACUACUGGGCGGAACGUGGUGUGGUGUACGAUAAACCCUCGCUGAUCUACGGCAAUAUGCGCGGUGUGGGGCGUACACAGACACUGCGUGAUCCCUUCCAGAAUUUCUAUCAGAAAUAUAAACAUGUUGCGCCAUUUGGCGGUUUCUACUUGUCGCUGCGUGCAGCGGUCGUGCUUUUCGAUCUCGAUUUGAUCAGGAAUGUUUUGGUUAAAGACUUUGCAAAUUUCGUUAAUCGCGGCAACUACUAUAACGUGAAAGACGAUCCAAUUUCCGGGCAUGUCUUCAAUUUAGAUGGCGCUAGUUGGCGGCACAUGCGCGCUAAACUUACGCCGACUUUUACAUCGGCUAAAAUGAAAUAUAUGUUCCCUACCGUUGUGGCAGUCGCGAAGGAGUUCGUUAAGGUAUUGGAACGGGAGGCGACAACGCUUGCAAGUGAUGCGGCCGCGUCUAAGCAAGGCAUUGAAAUAAGAGAUCUGUUGGCGCGCUUCACCACCGAUGUGAUAGGUGGUUGCGCCUUCGGCCUCGAGUGCAAUAGUCUGAACGAACCGAAUACGGAGUUUCGUGUUAUGGGCAAAAAGGUAUUCUCGCAGCGUCGGCAUGGACGUUUCGUCUUCGCUUUCGCACAAGCCUAUCCGAACUUGGCGCGCAAGCUGGGCAUUAAAAUGACGCCAAAUGAUGUUAGCACAUUUUUCCGCAAAGUCGUACACGAUACGGUCUCGUAUCGCGAGCGCACUGGCAUACAGCGUAACGAUUUUCUCAAUCUACUGUUGGAACUUAAAAAGCAAGAGAAUGGCUUGAGUUUGGAUGAAAUUGCCGCACAGUCGUUUGUGUUCUUCCUCGCCGGCUUCGAAACGAGUUCGAGUACGAUGAGUUUCGCGUUGUAUGAGCUGGCGUUGCAUCCGGAAAUUCAAGACAAGGCGCGCGCCGAGAUUGAGUCUGUGUCGGCGCGUUACGAUGGGGAAAUUACAUAUGAGGGUGUGCGCGAAAUGCAAUAUUUGUACCAAAUAUUUUGUGAAACCCUACGUAAAUACUCGAUUGCUUCGAUAACUAUGCGCCGAACAAUGAACGAUUAUCAUGUGCCGAAUACGAAGCAUGUCAUCGAGAAGGGCGUUAUCGUGAUUAUACCCAUCGAUGCUAUUCAUCGUGAUCCCGAAAUCUAUCCCGAUCCAGAACGUUUCGAUCCCACACGUUUUGAACCCGAAGCCGUAGCUAAGCGUCAUCCCAUGACUUGGCUGCCGUUCGGCGAGGGUCCACGCAAUUGUAUUGGUCUACGUUUUGGUCAAAUGCAGGCCUUGGUUGGUAUGGCCUUGUUACUCAAAAACUUCAAAUUUACAUUGGCUCCCCAAACGAAAGUGCCGCUCGAAAUCAAAAUGGAUAGCUUCGUGUUGAGCAGCAAAGAUGGCAUUCAUUUGAACGUAGAGCGUAUCGCUAGCUCUUGAAGUAUAAAGCGAUUUCAUAGUAUUUAAUUUGUUUAACUUUACUAUAAAACCAAUAAAUUUAAAAUAAUUAAAAUUAGA
Bactrocera dorsalis (oriental fruit fly) is the source of this 2064-nucleotide messenger RNA. RefSeq names its product cytochrome P450 6a2. Gene Ontology annotation, molecular function: iron ion binding; monooxygenase activity; heme binding. The record is from RefSeq and is a predicted model, not a curated record. The transcript has 2 exons. NCBI's taxonomy places the organism in Eukaryota, Metazoa, Arthropoda, Insecta, Diptera, Tephritidae. Bases 463 to 1986 code for a protein of 507 amino acids.